AAACAACAAACACAAACCGCCCUCUGCCACCUGGUUUGGUUUCCUCCUCCGCCUCUCUCUCUUCCUUUUCUCCUCUGUCUCUCUCUCUCUGUCUCUCUCUGUUUCACAAAUUGCCAUCAAAAACAGCACCAAAAGAAGAAGAAAAAGGGGAGGAAUAGAAGGACGUUGUGGGAUAGAGAGGAAGAGGAAGGAAGAAGAAGAAGAGGAGAGGUUGGGAAAGGAAAUGAAGACAGAGGAGGAGGUAGGGAGCUGAGAGGAGAGGAUAGUGCCAUUAAUUUGGCGAAAGGUGGGAUCUUUGGGGCGUUUGGGGAGGAGGCGAGAUGGGGAACGUGACGUCGUCGGUGGCGGCACGGUUUGCGUUCUUUCCGCCGGAGCCGGCUACGUACGAGGUGUUCCGGGAGGGGGGAGCGGAGGGGCGGCUGUGCCUGUCGGGAUUGUCGCCGGAGAGGAACGUGGCGGUACACCUGGUAGAGACCAAGGUCGGGAACCGGGUGGUGGCCACCUUCUGGCGCCACCCCUUGGCCCGCUUCACCCUCCUUUACUCCCACGGCAAUGCGGCUGACCUCGGCCAGAUGCUCGACCUGUUCUUCGAGCUCCGCGCUCACCUCCGGGUCAACAUCAUGAGUUAUGAUUACUCAGGUUAUGGAGCAUCGACAGGGAAGCCAUCCGAGUUCAACACGUACUACGACAUAGAAGCAGUGUACGAUUGUUUGAAGAAAGAGUAUGGGAUAAAACAAGAAGAUCUCAUUUUGUAUGGCCAGUCUGUUGGUAGCGGACCGACGUUGCACCUGGCUGCACGAUUACAGAAACUGCGAGGCGUUGUCCUCCAUAGUGCAAUCCUGUCAGGCAUACGAGUCCUAUAUCCUGUGAAACUGACAUUCUGGUUUGAUAUUUUCAAGAACAUUGACAAAAUUCGACAAGUAAACUGCCCAGUUCUCGUUAUACAUGGAACUGCUGAUGAUAUCGUCGACUGGACUCACGGGAAACGCUUGUGGGAACUAUCCAAAGAGAAGUAUGAUCCAUUAUGGAUCAAGGGAGGUGGUCACUGCAACUUAGAGUCGUAUCCCCAAUAUAUCCGGCACCUGCGCAAAUUUAUCAAUGCAAUGGAGAAACUUUCUGUCGCAAAACAGACGACGCAAAGCAGUCUGCCCACAUCAACCAUCACAGAGGUGAAACACAACAAGUGCUUGAGAUUUGGCAAGCGAUAGCUGUUCCGACGGCUCAGUAAGAACAUGUUCUACCAAGAAAGCGUUAACAUAGUGCAGUACAGAAUACUAAUCUUUAGGAGAUCCUGUAGCAAUCCAUGUCCUCUGGGAUCAAGUAUGUGGUCAUGAAUCGAAUGAAUUAUUUGUUUGAGUUGCCAGAUUGAUGGCUCAUGUAAACACCUUCCACUUCCAAAGCAAAAUAUAUGGUUUGUUUCUUAGAUCUUUCCCA
This is a messenger RNA of Musa acuminata subsp. malaccensis (wild Malaysian banana), 1434 nucleotides long. RefSeq lists its product as uncharacterized. Lineage: Eukaryota; Viridiplantae; Streptophyta; Magnoliopsida; Zingiberales; Musaceae. The record is from RefSeq and is a predicted model, not a curated record.